GGGUAGUCACACCAGCUGGGACGUAGUAAGGGAGAGCGGACCAUCCCACCAACACCACCACCACCACUACCACCUCCACCACCACCACCACCAGCACCUCUGCAACCUACCUCUCAACCUACCUGCCAACCUCUCUACCUGGGAUGACUUUAACCUACCCAGACUUCGAGAAAGGAGCGGCAAAUGACGGACAUCACUUGACACUUCCCGGCUCCCUUCCUACCACCCCCACCACCGCCAUUGCGUCCGUCGGCCCGCCUCCCGGGGCCCCAAGUACGCGGAUGGGGCCCAUGCACUCCGCCUCCCUCCACAACCAAAGGAAGCUGACGGGGGAUGCGGGGUUUGAGGCCGACGAGAACGAUGGCGGGAUCGGCGUGUGUGGCUGGAUCCUCACCGGGCUGUCCUGGAUGCUCGUGUUGGCUACGAUGCCCUUCUCCUUCUGUGUGUGUUUCAAGGUUGUACAGGAGUACGAGAGGGCCGUCAUCUUCCGCCUCGGUAGACUGCUUCAGGGUGGUUCCAAGGGCCCAGGACUAUUUUUCACGCUUCCGUGUAUUGAGUCUUAUCGCAAAGUGGACCUCCGGACUGUAACGUUUGAUGUUCCGCCGCAAGAGGUCCUCACCAAAGACUCCGUGACGGUGAGCGUGGACGCCGUUGUGUACUACCGAGUGAGCAACGCCACGGUCAGUGUAGCCAACGUGGAGAACGCCCACCACUCGACGCGGCUCCUGGCCCAGACGACCCUCAGGAACAUGCUGGGAACCAAGAACUUGCACGAGAUUCUGGGCGACAGGGAGUCCAUCUCGUGUGACAUGCAGAACUCCCUGGACGAUGCUACUGAUAACUGGGGCAUCAAGGUAGAGCGCGUCGAGAUCAAGGACGUACGUUUGCCAGUUCAGCUGCAGCGCGCCAUGGCAGCCGAGGCCGAGGCAGCGAGAGAGGCCAGGGCAAAGGUGAUCGCCGCCGAGGGUGAACAAAAGGCAUCGCGGGCCCUCAAGGAAGCUGCUGAAGUCAUCUCCCUCUCCCCCGCCGCCCUCCAGCUUCGCUACCUCCAGACACUCAACACCAUCUCCGCCGAGAAAAACUCCACCAUCAUCUUCCCGCUGCCCAUCGACUUCCUGCAGCACUUCAUGGGCAGGAAGGAUACGAAGGAGUGACUUCAAAGUGACCCUGACCUUAUCCUCCCUAUCCUUCAACCCUUCCUUCUCCUCUUCCUGCCACUUCUCCCCCUUCUCCUCCUCCUCCUCCUCCUCCUGCUCCUCCGCCUUCUUCCCCGCUCCCCUCAAAAAAAUGCCUCUUUCUCAAUAGUUUUUAUACACCACUAUAAAUGUUAUAUACAGAGGAUAUAAAGUCUAUAUAUAUAUAUUAUACAUUAAGCUCAUAGACAGUUGCCUACAUGAUUGAAAGUCGAUUUUUAGGAUAAUGGUUGUAUGUGUAGAGUGUGUAUAUGUGUGUGUGUGUGUGCGUCAGUUUGUUUGGUCCCUAAAAGCUUAUAGACAGAGAGAAGAGGAGGGAAAGAAAGACAGAGAGCGAAAGAGAAAGAGAAAGAAAGAAAGAGGAGACAUGCGAAAGAAAGAAAGAAAGAGAGAAGAGAAAGUUAAGACCUGCAAUAAAGAGAGAGAAUCGAAUAAACAGAAUGAGAGAAGAGAGAGAAAAAGAAAGAGAGAGCAGAAAAGAAACAGAAAGUGAAAAUAAAGAAUAAGAUGAAUGUAAGAGAAAGGGAAUGAAAGAGAAAGGAGAGAAUGACAAGCCUGGUCAAACUCUUUCGUCUCUGCCUAUCAAUAUCUAUCUUUCCUUUCUGCUGGAAGUAUGCCUUUGUACAGCCUGUGCCUAUGAAGGGUGACCGCUCCAAUCCCUCAAACUACCGCCCAAUAGCUUGUCUAUCUAAAGCUUUUGAAUUAAUCCUUAACCGGAAGAUUCAAAAGCACCUUUCCACUUCUAAUCUUCUCUCUGAUCGCCAGUAUGGAUUCCGCAAGGGGCGUUCUACUGGCGAUCUUCUUGCUCUCUUAACUGACUCUUGGUCAUCCUCUCUUAGCAGUUUCGGUGAAACUUUCUCUGUUGCGCUAGACAUAUCGAAAGCCUUCGAUAGAGUUUGGCACCAGUCUUUGCUUUCUAAACUGCCCUCUUUCGGAUUCUAUCUCUCUCUCUGUUCCUUUAUCUCCAGUUUUCUUUCCGGCUGUUCUAUCUCUGCGGUGGUAGGCGGUCACUGCUCUUCCCCUAAACCUAUCAACAGUGGCGUUCCACAGGGCUCUGUCCUAUCACCCACUCUCUUCCUGUUAUUCAUCAAUGAUCUUCUUUCCAUAACAAACUGUCCUGUCCACUCGUACGCCGACGACUCCACUCUGCAUUAUUCAACUUCUUUCAAUAGAAGACCAUCACAACAGGAAGUACACGACUCCAGACUGGAGGCUGCAGAACGCUUAACCUCAGACCUUGCUAUCAUUUCCGAUUGGGGCAGAAGGAACCUUGUGUCCUUCUAUGCCUCAAAAACUCAAUUUCUCCACCUAUCAACUCGACACAAUCUUCCAAACACCUAUCCGCUAUUCUUCGACAACACUUAGCUGUCACCUUCUUCAACACUUAACAUCCUCGGUCUAUCCUUAACUCAAAAUCUCAACUGGAAACUUCAUAUCUCCUCUCUUGCUAAAUCAGCUUCCUCGAGGUUGGGCGUUCUGUAUCGUCUCCGCCAGUUCUUCUCCCCCGCGCAGUUGCUUUCCAUAUACAGGGGCCUUGUCCGCCCUCGUAUAGAGUAUGCAUCUCACGUGUGGGGGGGCUCCACCCACACAGCUCUUCUGGACAGUGUGGAGGCUAAGGCACUUCGUCUCAUCAGCUCUCUUCCUCCUACUGAUAGUCUACCUCUUAAAUUCCGCCGCGAUGUUGCCUCUCUUUCUAUCUUCUAUCGAUAUUUCCACGCUGACUGCUCUUCUGAACUUGCUAACUGCAUGCCUCCCCCCCUCCCGCGGCCCCGCUGCACACGACUUUCUACUCAUGCUCAUCCCUAUACUGUCCAAACCCCUUAUGCAAGAGUUAACCAGCAUCUUCACUCUUUCAUCCCUCACGCUGGUAAACUCUGGAACAAUCUUCCUUCAUCUGUAUUUCCUCCUGCCUACGACUUGAACUCUUUCAAGAGGAGGGUAUCAGGACACCUCUCCUUCCGAAUCUGACCUUGCUUUUGGCCACCUCUUCUGAUUCUUUUUUUAGGAGCAGCGAUUAGCGGGCUUUUUUAUUAUUGUUUUUUUGUGUGCCCUUGAGCUGCCUCCUUUGUUGUAAAAAAAAAAUGAGAAGAAGAACGAAAAAGAGAGAGAAUCAGGAAAACAGAAAUGAAAAGAUAAAGAAAAUAAGACAAAUAUAAGAUCGAGGAAAAGAGAAUGCGAGAAAAAUAAAGAACAGCAAACAUGAGACAGAGAACGAGAGAGAGAGAGAGAGAGAGAGAGAGAGAGAGAGAGAGAGACAAGGAAAUAAAGAAUAGAAGAGAAGGAGAAUAAGAUCAACAUAGGGUAGAGCACAAGGGAAGGGGUUGCUUAAUUUUAGGGACUUCGAAUCUUUCCCUAUUUUAUCGGGAAACCCUUUUAGAAGUAUGUUAAUUUUAAGGGUGAGAAUGUGACACGUGAGUGAGGCUUUCGAUUUUAUAUAUAUGCUUUAUGUUUUUUUUUUUUUUUUUUCAUGAAGCCUUCAAUAUUUUUUUUUUUGUGUGUGUGUGUGCGUACAUGUAUAUUUUUUGCUCAGUUUGUGUUUGUUAUUGUGUUUGUGAAUGCAGUGACAGUAAGGAAUUUCAAACUUUCUCCUUUUUUAUUCAUUUUAUUUUAUUUAUUUAUUUAUUUUUUUAUUUAUUUAUUUAUUUAUUUAUUUUUUUUUUGCUUCAUUCGUUUUGUGGAUAAAUAUUUUUUUGUCCGAUUUUGUGUUCGUUCGUGUGUUUGUGAAUUCAAAGCAGCAGUAACGAACCCUCUUUCCUUUUGUUGUUGUUGUUGUUUUUGGCUUCAUUCAUUCAUUAAAAAAUCGUUUAUGGGAAGGAUUGUACACUAAUUCUUCGUGGGGUUAUAUUGCCUUCGUUUAUUUAUCAGAUUUAAGAGACGCAAAACUCAUAUGGUGACAGGUCGGCCAGUCAGCUUGCUAUAACGCUACUUAUUCAUUCUACGUAAUAAUGCAAGUUAAUCAAGUACACAUCGCUUGUCUAAAACAUUUCAAUAUCAGCAAGCAUCAGUUUUGGGGGGAGAGGAGAGAGAUGGCAAUCAUUAUACGCUGACAUCAUGUUAUGGGCUUUCCUUCGCCUGUAUUUCCUCCUGCCUAUGACUUGAACACCAAUAAGAGAGGACCAUCAAGGGGGCUAUCAGAGUGGCUGUACCAUAAAUCCCUUCGAGACUCCCUUCUGUCUAUUUUCUGCCUUUGAACUGUCUCUUUCGCUCUGUUCAAUAUAUAUAUAAAAAAACAAGCUGACUGGGUGAUCUGUCUUCAUAGGAUUUGGUAAGACUGGAUCUGCUCUUUCUGUUACCGUGUUUCAUAGUAAUAUAUAUAUAAAGCGUUAUUAUCGAAUGUCAGGCAUAUCCGUAAACUACUACAAGGAUUAGCAACACACACACACACACACACACACACACACACACACACACACACACACACACACACACACACACACACACACAAUGAUUUUUUUUAUAUAUAACUGUUGAUUUCACGGCCCAUGUUUAUAUUGAGAGAGAGAGAGAGAGAGAGAGAGAGAGAGAGAGAGAGAGAGAGAGAGAGAGCGGGCGAAGGCAGAGUUAUAAGAUACAUCGAUUUAUUCUUUCUUUAUUUUUUUAUAUCGUCACGUGGAAAUCAAGAAGAGGAAUGUUGAUAAUAAUAGACUCCCUUGAAAUUUAUCUUUUAUUCCCAUUUUCUUUGUUUCACAGGCACUCAGCGACGCCAAUGUCUUAUAAAUGUGAACAAAGAACGCGGUAGUAUUAAUAAUCAAAAUUUUAUAUCGCUACACGACGAAUACUUCCUUAAAUUACUUGAUAUAGGAGUGAAAGAAAAAGGAGGUGUAUCAUUUUUUCUCUGGAUUACGAGAGAGAGAAAAAAAAGUAAUAUGAGAGGAACGAGAAGGUAACGUUGGAACAUUUUUUACUUUAUUUUUAUUUGGGAUAACGAAAAAAGAAAAAAAAUAAUGAAAAAAGGAAAAGGGCAAAUGAAAUGAAAAAUUGGGAACUGUAAUAGGAAAAUAAUAAGAGAAGUGUCGAAAUUUUAAAACGAAGAUAUUUCCUUUCUUUUAUUUUCCUUAGAUAACGAAAGGAUAAAAAGUAAUGGAAUAGAAAGGAAAGGGCAAAUAGAAUGAAAUAAUUAAAAAAAAAGUAGGAGGAGGAUAUCAAUAGGAAAAGAAAUAAGAAGAAAAAGGAAGAGAAUAAUCAUUGAUCCCUUUUAUCAGACUCGAACCCUUUCUGGACAUAGUACAAAGCGCCUCGCACACCACAACCUUUCCCGAGCCUCUUACCAGCUGUUCUGUGUCCCGGGGUAAUGAUUGCACAUCCACCACAGGCUCAAAGGGCUAACGAGACGAAGAUGAGCACCGAGGCCACGCGCAGCUAUAGUGUAUUAGACCUUAACUUACCCUCCAACAACUAAUCACAAAAGCGUUGAUCGUAUAAGCAGAGAUGACUUUUCUUAUAAUAUUUUUCCCUCUCAGCUUUUCUUAUUUAUUGAUACAAAGACGUCUAUUAAUUGUUCAAGCAGGGAUGACUUUUCUUAUAAUAUUUUUCCCUCUCAGCUUUUCCUAUUUAUAGAUACAAAGACGUCUAUUAAUUGUUCAAGCAGGGAUGACUUUUCUUAUAAUAUUUUUCCCUCUCAGCUUUUCCUAUUUAUAGAUACAAAGACGUCUAUUAAUUGUUCAAGCAGGGAUGACUUUUCUUAUAAUAUUUUUCCCUCUCAGCUUUUCUUUCUUAUGUAUAGAUAGAAAGACGUCUAUUGCUCAAACAGGGAUGACUUUGCUUAUCAUAUCUUCCUCGGUUUUUCUUUCUCACUCAAUAGAAGAGAAGACGUUUAUUAUAUUCAAGCAGGGAUGUCUUUUCUUAUAAUAAUUUCCCCAUUUAGUCUUUCUUUCUUAUAUAACAGAUUCAAAUACACAAACAACCAUAAUCAAAACAAAACAAAGGACAAAAAAAACAAGCAAUUCAACAAAGAAAACAAAUCGCUCACUCAUCUUUUUAAGGGGAACUCGGCUAGACACUUUCACUCUUCGAUUAUUCCUCCUCCUCCUCCCCCUCUUGAUCUCCACGUCGCCUUCCCUCCCUUGCCUGCCUGCCUCUGUCCCGCCCCUCGCCUCUCAGCCCUCAAUCAACCCUUGUAUAUAGUCAAAUCAACGAAGAAGUAGAUGUAGACGCCCUCAUGGACCUUACUUACAGCACAGCAACGGGGCGGAGAGAGUGAGUGAGUGUGAGUGUGUAUGAGAGAGAGAGAGAGAGAGAGAGAGAGAGAGAGAGAGAGAGAGAGAGAGAGAGAGAGAGAGAGAGAGAGAGAGAGAGAGAGCACUGCCCAUUCCAAUCCAAUUUCUACUGUUAGGUGAUAAUGUCUAUGGAAACACACACACACACAUACACACACACACACACACACACACACACACACACACACACACACACAUGACAAUUAUUUAUAUUAGAACAAACCCCCCCCUACCCCCCUCUCCAAUCCAUCGACUUAAAGAUAUUAUUCUUAAAUCUACAAACCGGCGGUGAAUUUCCUUAACAAAUAUAAGAAAAACGAUUAUUAUAUAGAUUCAGAGAAGGUUAUUUAAUGAAAGGUUAUUUAAAUAUUGUAUUCACUUAACUAGAAUUGUAAGGGUUUUCUUUGUACUCGUAUUUUGAUAUUGUUUCUUUUAUUAUUCUUUUUAUGUCAUUAUGCAGAAGAUAUAUUUUAUGGGAUAUAUUUGUUACUAUUGGUACUACUACUACAUCUACUACUACUACUACUUCUACUACUACCACUACUACUACUACUACUACUACUACUACUACUGCUACUACUGCUACUACUACUACUGCUACUACUACUACGACUACUAUACUGAUGACCUGCAGUGAUUUUGAACUAUUAUUAUUAUUAUUAUUAUUAUUAUUAUUAUUAUUAUUAUUAUUAUUAUUAUUAUUAUUAUUAUUAUUAUUAUUAUUAUUAUUAUUAUUACUAUUGUCACUAGAGAAAUUAUUAUUGUUGUUGUCGUUGUUGUUAUAUAGUUGACACACUACAAAUAUUUAUGAAUUACUCUUAUAAGCAAGACAAAUAAUGGAUCUCACUUUUGGUUAUGCACUUUGAUCACUCUAUUUAUCAACACUAUUAUCUCUAUAUAUUAAUGGACAAUCACCUCCACCACCUCCACCACCACUACUAUUACUACUAUCGCUAUACUGCUGCUACUACUAUAACUACUACUACUACUCCUACUAUAACUACUACUACUACUAUAACUACUACUACUAUAACUACUACUACUACUACUACUACUACUAUAACUACUACUACUACUACUACUACUACUACUACUACUAUAACUACUACUACUACUACUACUACUACUACUACUACUACUAUUACUACUACUUCUACUGUAAUAUGUGUUAUCCCUUAGUAGUUUAUAUCAUUAUGACUGCCAAUCAUCUUUAAUUAUAAUAAUUAACACAUACACACAAACAAAUAAACAAACACAU
This is a messenger RNA of Eriocheir sinensis (Chinese mitten crab), 7667 nucleotides long. RefSeq names its product band 7 protein AGAP004871-like. The record is from RefSeq and is a predicted model, not a curated record. The transcript is spliced from 10 exons. Gene Ontology annotation, cellular component: plasma membrane. Bases 144 to 1154 code for a protein of 336 amino acids. NCBI's taxonomy places the organism in Eukaryota, Metazoa, Arthropoda, Malacostraca, Decapoda, Varunidae.